AUGGGUGACGAACUCAAGACCACUCUGGAUGCCAUCCUCGCCGAUCUCUCCUCCAUCAAGAACGAGGUGACGACGAUCAAGGGCGACCAAAGCCGUCUCAACGUGGCCGUCAACCGAUUGCAAUCGGACCACCACUCCUCCGGCGGCUCCCACAGUGGCAAGGACACGGAGCAUGGCGCCCCUCCCCCACCACCCCCACGCAAGCACGGGAAGCACAAGCUCCGGUUUCCGCGCUACGACGGCAGCACCGAUCCGGUCACAUGGCUUCACAAGGCGGAGCAGUUUUUCCACGCCGAUCGCACGGCGGAUGACGAGCGCAUGUGGCUCGCCUCCUUCUACAUGGAAGGCGCGGCCCAGGACUGGUACUACCGCCUGGAGCAGAACCACGGCGCUCCAACGUGGCCAGAUUUCGUUGACAAGAUGCAGCGGGCGUUCGGGACGCCGGCGCGCAGCAACCCGCUCGACGCCCUCAUGAAGCUCCGCCGCACAGGGACGGUCGAGGAGUACAAGGCGCAGUUCUUGCCCAUGCUCGCGCGCUGCAGGCCGCUUCAGGAGCAGGACCAAAUCGACAUCUUCACCGGCGGCCUCCGCAAUCCGCUACAGACGGACGUCGAGCUCCAACAUCCGACCACGCUCGAUGACGCCAUGGCCCUCGCGCGGGCUUUCGAACGGCGCCUGGAGUUGGACGAGGACGAGGACUCCUCUACGAGCCGCGUCCCCACCCGCACCAACCCGCCGAUUCGGCCGCGCGCCCUGCCCGCGACUUCCGCACCGCACACGCCUCCUCCCGCGGCCAAAACUGUGCCGCAGACGCCGCCGGCUCCAACCAAAGGCCCACCUCCAGCAGGCCCGCGCUUCAAGCGGCUGACACAGCAAGAGAUGGCCCAACGCAGAGCAGAGGGCCUCUGCUUCAACUGUCCAGAAAAAUUCACGAAGGACCAUGCCUGCAUGAAGAAGGGCCUGUACCUGAUGGAGCUCGAUGAUGAUACACCAGUUGAGGACGCUGCGAUAGAUAUACAUGACAACAGGGUGGAUGACUGUGAGACAGGGGGGGCAAAGGCCAUGGCCCAUCAACUGCCCAUGGGCUUCUGGUCUGGACUGGACGAGGCCGCCAACAGGGAGCGAGCCCCAGCACAUGCAGGCUCCUCUGAAGGUUGUGCCUGA
Messenger RNA from Miscanthus lutarioriparius, 1164 nucleotides. The record is from the annotation of a GenBank genome assembly. Lineage: Eukaryota; Viridiplantae; Streptophyta; Magnoliopsida; Poales; Poaceae.